This is a messenger RNA of Amaranthus tricolor (Joseph's coat), 1362 nucleotides long. Its product is annotated as vignain-like. The transcript is spliced from 4 exons. Lineage: Eukaryota; Viridiplantae; Streptophyta; Magnoliopsida; Caryophyllales; Amaranthaceae. The coding region runs from base 80 to 1159 and encodes 359 amino acids. Gene Ontology annotation, molecular function: cysteine-type endopeptidase activity. The record is from RefSeq and is a predicted model, not a curated record. Gene Ontology annotation, cellular component: lysosome.
UUAUCUUCCCUUCAUUCCAUCAAACAUAACCCACUUAAUUAAUUCACCAAAACACAAGAAAAACAAGCAAUAUAACACAAUGGGUUACAAAAAAGGCAUUUUUCUAGUAUCCUUAGUGUUAGCAAUGAUCAUAAGUCUUUCAGAAGGUUUUGAUUACCAUGAGAAUGAUCUCGAAUCAGAAGAUCGGUUAUGGGACUUAUACGAAAGGUGGCGUAGUCAUCAUACGGUGUCAAGGAGCCUUAAUGACAAGCAUAAAAGGUUCAAUGUGUUCAAGCAAAAUGUAAAACUUGUACAUCAAGUAAAUCAAAUGGACAAGCCUUACAAGCUUAAAUUGAACCAAUUUGCUGAUAUGACUAGCCAUGAGUUUCGUACGCACUUUGCUGGGUCCCGCAUUAGCCACCACAGGAUGCUCCAUGGCAAGAAGAAUUCCGGAAGUGAAGGUUUUAUGUAUGCAAAUGUUAAGAAUGUUCCUACAUCUGUUGAUUGGAGGAAGAUGGGUGCUGUUACUCCUAUUAAGAAUCAAGGCCAAUGUGGAAGUUGCUGGGCAUUUUCAACAGUUGCAGCAGUAGAGGGAAUAAACCAAAUCAAAACAGGGAAGUUGAUAUCCUUAUCAGAACAAGAACUUGUUGAUUGUGAUACCUCAGAGAACCAAGGUUGUAAUGGUGGUCUCAUGGAUUAUGCAUUCGACUUUAUUAAAAAACAAGGUGGCAUCACCACUGAAGAUACCUACCCUUACGUUGGUCAAGACGGAAAAUGUAAACUUAAGAAGAAUAUUAAAAAAGUAUCAAUCGAUGGGCAUGAAGAUGUACCUGAAAAUGAUGAGAGUGCUCUGCUUAAAGCUGUUGCAAACCAACCUGUAUCUGUAGCAAUAGAUGCUGGCAGUGAUGACAUGCAAUUCUAUUCAGAGGGCGUGUACGAUGGAAAAUGUGGAACAGACUUGAACCACGGUGUUGCAGCCGUGGGCUAUGGAACUACGUUGGAUGGAACCAAGUAUUGGAUUGUCAAGAAUUCAUGGGGAGAACAUUGGGGUGAAAAUGGUUACAUUAGGUUGAAACGCGGCGUUUCGGAGAAAGAAGGAUUGUGUGGUAUUGCAAUGCAAGCUUCUUACCCAGUUAAGAACACUUCUAUGGAUGGACAGUCUUUGAAGGAUGAACUUUGAAUCAGAAUCACAUAUUGUUUUAAUGAUAUUAGUAUACGUUAUGAUUAAUUAUGAUGAUUGCUGGAAUUAAUGGCCUGUUUUAAGCUGGUCUAAUAUACUUUAUGGAGUAGUUUGUUUAGCAUAUUAAGAAAUAAAAAUUUGCAUUUGCUUUGUGUUCAAUCUAUGUUUUACUAAAUUAAAAUUUAUGAUAUGAUUUGCACAAA